Diabrotica virgifera virgifera (western corn rootworm) is the source of this 5496-nucleotide messenger RNA. RefSeq lists its product as uncharacterized. The record is from RefSeq and is a predicted model, not a curated record. Lineage: Eukaryota; Metazoa; Arthropoda; Insecta; Coleoptera; Chrysomelidae. The transcript is spliced from 2 exons. Bases 2777 to 3496 code for a protein of 239 amino acids.
CGGGGAGAUCCUUUCGGAUAGUUCCGGCGCCAUUUACAUCUUUAACCCUGUUUUAAGUAACUAGUGCCGAUGUACACUAGCCCAUGGGGACCGACGGCUUAACGUACUCUCCGAGGUACGGUGAGACGGCUCGUGUCAUUAUUGGAAAUGAAAAUGGUUUGUCUUUGGCAGGGCUCGAACCCACGUGCACUGGCGUAUGAGGCCAGCGAUUAUGCCGUUACUCCACGGCCGCUCACAUAGAUAUAUAAAUAAUACUUAAAUAUACAAUAUGUAAUAACUCAAUAUGUUAUUGACUUACUAAUCGUGGUAUUUUCUUUCUAUUGACUUCCUCUUUUAUUGUGGGUAACCACAUCCUACCCAUACUAAAAGAGGAAGUCAAUAAAAAGAAAAUACCACGAUUAGUAAGUGAAUAACAUAUCGAGUUAGUACAUAUUUUAUAUUUUAGUAUUAUUUAUAUAUCUGUGUAUUAUUAAUAUUAUUUAUAAUUUAAAAUAACAUAUCGUGGGCGUACUGGGAAAAUCCACUAACUCACAAAAGUAAAGUUUUGAGAAAAACGCAUUUAAACAUUAUAAUACCUUUUGGCUUACCUCUUAAAAAUCGGGUACUCUGGCUGUUCAAGUUUUGGUACCUGGUUAUGAUUUUGAAGGAUGUUAACCACAGGUAGUGUGCACAUAAUAUGUACAUAAAAAUAUUUGGAAAAACAUUAUUUUAUUCAUAAAAACUUAGAAAAAGAUGGAGUUAGUUGAUUUUCUUUGUCAUUGAAUGUACCGAUUUAAGCACGGUAGAUGACGAAUUUGGAGAUAUACGGUUUUUUCCUGUUAACAUAUUGAUGUUUGUGGAUUUAAUGGUAUUAAAAUGUCAAAAUUGAAAAAAAUGGAGUUAGUGGAUUUUCCCAGUACGCCCACGAUAUGUACAUAUUAAGGUCAGAAUUUGGUAUUAGUUUUGAGAGUAAACUAAAGUAAGACCUAAUACUUACGAUGUCGGGAUAGUAUCACGAGGUUUUUUCCUGGUUUUCUCUCGUGAUUUACUAUGGAAUCUCUAACGCGAGAAUUUUACUGUCACCGUUGCAUGUGGUUGUCUUUUUAAAGACAGAUCACAUGCCAUGUUACGAUCUUUUUGUGACGGAUAUUCUUGAGUUGGGGUUGAUUUCAUGUAAUCGAAUGAACUAUCUUUCAGUAAAGUCGUCCCAGGAACGCAACUCAUAAAUAGUGGCAAUAUCAUUUUAAAGUCUUUUACUUUAAAAUGCAUAAUAUAUGUCGGAAUUGCCGAUAUAAAUGAGUCAGAUUAAAUAAUUAGAAGAAUUUUUUCCUAAGCAACAACAUUUUUAAAUGUUGAAUGGGUUGCAUGUGAGAGUUCAUUUUAAAUGAACAACUUCUUUUACUUCAACAACAAUUUUGUUUAAUUCAUUAAUAUUUUUUGUAUUUUGACAAUCCGAUUUGGACGUCGAAAUAAUUCAUAUUCUUUUCUUAAAUUCUUUUUAAAAUUUGCAGUUAAUGUUGAUAAAUACUCAAUAUUAAGAAACUACAUUACAUAUUUGUAGGUUUCUGUAGUUAGACGAUUAUGAUGUUCGUUCUGAAAAUGUUAGUGGUAUAAUUCUUGCCGGAGUUUAUGAUACCUUUGAUAAAUUUAAAUAUUUUUCUUUCAUCGUAAACAUAAAUAUUUGAUAGUUUUAUUUAUUGACUACAUCAAAAUGUCGUAAGAUUAAAAAAAAAUCUUAUCUUAGAACCAAUUCUAGACUAGAAAUGUCGAAAUAACGUCUACAAUUAGCAUGAGAGUAUUAUUUAUUGAGAUUGUACAUUAUAUAGAAAUUUAAGCAUACAGAUUGGAGUGUAUACAAUUUUUUACUGCGUUGUAUAGUUAUUGAAAAAAUCGAGUUGUUUCUUAUCGAUAUCAAUAAAUUUAGUUGUUAUUAAUAUCGGUUUUUGUAAUGACAAUAUUGCAAAAUAAAGUGUUAAUACAAAUACAUCACAAUGUCACAUUAGUUGUGAGAGAAAUAAAGAAAAAAUAAUAAUUAUAAGUCUACUUUGUUUUAAUGUUUGUUAUAUAGGGUGUCCCCGAAAAUAGUGCGUUCCUUAAAGGUAUAGGUAGAAGGCACCAUGUAGAGCAAAAAAGUCUUAUAACAUUUUUUUCUAAAUGCAACCCUUUGGCUAAAAAACCAAAAUACAUUUUGGUAUGCAAAUUGAAAUCUGACAACUAUGUAUACAAAAAUCUAAACAUAGCAGGUCUUAUGGUUAGCAGGUCUAUUUAAUAGAAUUAUGGAAAUUGGACAAAUGCCAGACGAAUGGAGAAGCAGUAUAUUAGUACCUGUCUACAAAAACAAGGGAGACAUUCUACAGGGCUAUAAAACUACUUAGUCACACCAUGAAAAUAUGGGAGAGAGUAAUUCAUAGACGGAUACGUGAAGAGACCGAAAUAUCAAGAAUCAAUUUGGCUUUAUGCAGGGCAGAUCAACAACAGAUGCAAUUUUCAUUGUAGGGCAACUGAUGGAAAAAUACAGGAAUAAAGACACCAACGCUCAUAUGGUAUUCAUUGAUCUUAAGAAAGCAUGUGAUAGAGUUCCUCGAGAGAUUCUGUGGUGGGCACUCAAUAAGAAAGGAGUCCCUGGCGAAUAUGUAAAGAUUGUGAGAGAUAUGUAUGAGGAAGUAACGACUAGUGUUAGGACAUGUGUGGGAGAGACUGAUAAAUUUCAGGUGAAAGUAGAAUUGCACCAACGCUCGGUGCUUAGUCCUUAUUUAUUCUCAUUAUCUUCUCUUCUUAUGUAAAGAUUGUGAGAGAUAUGUAUGAGGAAGUAACGACUAGUGUUAGGACAUGUGUGGGAGAGACUGAUAAAUUUCAGGUGAAAGUAGAAUUGCACCAACGCUCGGUGCUUAGUCCUUAUUUAUUCUCAUUAGUUUUGGACCAGAUAACAGCGAAACUACAGGGAAGCAUUCCAUGGUGCCUAAUGUAUGCUGAUGAUGUAGUGUUAAUAGGAAAUAGUGAAAGAGACUUGGAACAAAAACUGGAACAGUGGAGACAAGCUCUGGCGGAGAAAGGUUUAAAACUUAGUAGAAUAAAAACAGAGUAUUUGGAAUGUUCAUUUAAAGAUGGAGUUACUACAAAUAAAAUGGAAUCUUUGGAUGGUGAAAUAAUUGUGAAAAGUAAUAGUUUUAAGUACCUAGGAUCGGUAUUACAGAGUAAUGAAGAAAUAGAUGAAUAUGCAUGCAGUAGAAUUAGGGCUGGAUGGAUGAAGUGGAAAGAGGCGAGUGGUGUGUUGUGUGACAAAAAAAUUCCAAUGAAGCUGAAGGGAAAAUUCUAUAAAACAGCCAUAAGACCGGCUAUGAUGCACGGAACUGAAUGUUGGGCAGUGAAAAAGAAAGAGGAACAACGAAUGCAUGUGGCGGAAAUGAGAAUGCUUAGAUGGAUGAGUGGAGUGGCAAAAAAGGAUAAAAUUAAAAAUGAGUAUAUUAGGGGAAGUCUAGGUGUGGCACCAAUUGAUGCCAAAAUGAGAGAGCAUUGAUUGAGAUGGUUUGGUCAUGUUCAACGUCGAGACGCUAAUCACCCAAUACGAAGAAUAGCUGAAGUGCAGAUUCCUGGAAGGAGUAGGAGAGGAAGACCAAAGAAGACCUGGGGGGAGACGAUAAGGCAGGACAUGUUGGUAAAUGGAAUUAACAUUGAUUUGACCCAAGAUACAAUUGUGUGGAGAAAUGCAAUUAGGGAAGCUGACCCCGCAUAGGGAUAAAGCAAAGCGCUUCCUUAGAGGUCGAACUAAAGAUUAACAUGAACAAGACAAAUAAUGACUGAUCUGGUGCUAAAUCGUAAUGCUGUUAAUUAUGGAAGGGGUAUUGAGUAGACUGCAUUAUAUAACUACUAAGAAAUUAAAUUCGGUUGGACAGAGAUAACCAGACAUGUGAGCUCCCAUGUCGCAUUGAAUUAGCCUGGGCAGCGUUUGGUAAAUCGGACGUAUCCGUAUGCCACAAAUAUCAUACCUGGGCAGCAAUGAUGAAAGGUAUCCCUUUUUUCCCUUGCUCACCUCUCUUCAUCUGCUCUGUUCCUUUUUUUUCUCCCACUCUUUCCCAAUCUCUACAUCCCGUACUAUACAUACUACGUACAUCCCAUAUCAAGAUAUAAUGAUCCGACGAUAGGUUGUUGUUAGUCAAAUUUGAGUAGGGCUUUAGGCAUUUUUUAAGCUUCUGGUUGGGAGAAACAACAAGCUCAGAAGUUUCUGCCCUAGUUUGCAGGUGGCUUAUGAAUUUUCACUUACUUCUUACUUUUUUGUUCGUUGUUCCCUCUCCCCUUUUCCGCUCUCUUCGUUAGCCCAAAAUUGCUCUUCCUCCUGUAGUUUUGUUGUAAAUUACCUUAUUCCCUUAAAUUUUUCACACUGUCUAAAUCAGAUUUUCUUCAUAUGUCUUGAUAUUGUCGUUACAAGAACCAGAAUGAAGCGAGCUAAAGAUUGCAGAUUCAUAUGUUACACGUUGCCAAUUUUUGUGAUAUACUGUUACUAGCGGGAACUUACAUCACACAAAUUUUAUGGUUUUGUUCAUAGGUACAGUUUUUUACGAUAAGAAUGAAAUUACGUCAUUGUAGUAACUUUUAAAUGUCCAACCAUACAGCAAACUCCCUGUGCAUAGAUUCUGAUAAUUACCGUUCUUGAAUCGUUACGCGCAAGCGCAAUAACGAAUAAUUUUGCGCAGUAGCACAUUUUUAGUUACUGCGCAUACUCGUGACCAUUCAAGAACGGUUUUUUGACGGGUUGGAACAAACCUAUAAUAAGUGACUUUUAAUGAAUUAUCAGUUUGCAAAAUAUUGAAGUAUUGCCAGUGCAUUUCUCGCGGCCUUUUGUUAUUGUGUUUGUGUGAAUUGGAGGUUAGGUCGUGUUGGGUAGUAUACCUAUUUACUUUAUCGUUUCAAUUUUUCGGCAAAUUAAACUAAAAAAGUUCUUUUGAAAACUAAUAAAGAUUCCUUUAUACAUUUUCAAAAAUGCCUAGGUCUUUAGGAAAUUGUGCCCAGAAAAUUGUUUUUAAAAGAAGAAAAGGAAAAGUUAGAUAAUGUGUGUUUAAGAAGAAUCGGAAAUGGAAAAAUAUUUUGACAACGACGCACUUGACCAUUGUGUGACGUCAUUUCAUUCUUAUCGAAAAAAACUGUAUAUUGAUUUUCCUAAAGUUUGAGAACUCUCAGGGCAUUAAAGGUAGACAAUAAUGAAAAAUAUAUAAAAACUUAUACUAGAAUCAGUCAAAAUAGUUAAGAGGUUUGCAGUAAAAUAUUGAGAGUUUCCAAACAAAAUUGUGAAAUCAUAAUCAAAAUUUUGUAGCUUAAUCUAAAUGCCCGAUGUUCAUAGUUGCCUCGAUAUUUAUUUCAUUUUUCUUGGAACUAUGGUAAUACAACAAUAUGUAAAUAAUGAACAUUAUAUAUUUACAAGACAUAUUCGUUUAUUUAUUAACAACUCCUCUUGUCCUUAUUGCGAUGUGUGUCUUAUACAGUAUGAUGCAAAAGUAUCUAAUAAAGUCACCAUUUCAGAAA